Cyphellophora attinorum is the source of this 1737-nucleotide messenger RNA. RefSeq names its product Cytochrome 94A1. The coding region runs from base 1 to 1737 and encodes 578 amino acids. Lineage: Eukaryota; Fungi; Ascomycota; Eurotiomycetes; Chaetothyriales; Cyphellophoraceae. Gene Ontology annotation, molecular function: iron ion binding; oxidoreductase activity, acting on paired donors, with incorporation or reduction of molecular oxygen; heme binding. The record is from RefSeq and is a predicted model, not a curated record. The transcript is spliced from 3 exons.
AUGAAGGCCGGUCCAUUAGUGCCGCUCGGGCUGCUGCUCGCUGUUCAGUAUUUUGGUUUUGCUAUACUGGUUUCUACACACAGAGAAAAGUUAUACUUCCCGGGCGUACGGAUAGUCGCACUGCACGUCUUCCUGCUUUUUGACGUUGCCGGAUAUAUUCUCUGGCGUGCAUUGAUUCGCCCACAGUUCAGCGCUCUUAGGGACCUCCCCAAACCACGAACACGAGGUGGCUUUCUAACCGGCCAUGUUGGUGCCGUUUUCAGCAACCCUCUGGGUCGCCAGGUCGCUGAAUGGAUCAAUACCAUUCCCAACCAGGGCAUGCUGUGGUUCCGAGGGAUGAUGGGUGCUGAGUAUCUCAUCGCUGCUGGGGCAGACAGUCUUCGGGACGUCUUAUUCGCUCAAGCAUACGAUUUUGAGAAGACCAGCGCCUUCCGUCGCUAUACCAAGCGAUUUAUAGCAGCUGGGCUUGUGGUGCAGGAGGGAGAGAUCCACAAAGCCAACCGCAGGGCAAUCAGUCCUGUCUUCCAGCCUCGUGCUGUUGAUGCACUCAAGCCCAUGCUCACUCGAAAAUCAGAGCAGUCUAUUCAAGCUUUGCUCAGGCGAUGCAAUCAGGCAGCUGGGGUCUAUUCUCCGCCCCAACACGAUGGAACGGCGGUCCUCGACAUCUGCGAUUGGGCGACUCGCUUCGCGCUAGACGUGGCCUGUCUCGUCGGCUUCGGAGAAGACUUCAGAUUGGCUGAAACAUCGGAGAUGAAACCUGUACUGCAUGCGUACAUGACCAUCUUCACCGGAUCCAAGGCCAAGAUGAGCCAAUACGCGUGGCACAACACUGCUCCACCUUGGCUAGUUAACGCGUUUCCGCACAAGCUCGAUGCGGACAUGGACGAAGCGUCCAGAGUCAUCCACCAUCUUGGUGAUGAGGCUGUACGAAAACGUCUCGAACUAAUCCAACGUGGCGAGAAGCCGCCACCAGACUUCUUGACGGAAGUCAUCCAGUGUGGCAAGUUCACUCCCUCUCAGUGUCGCGAUGAAGUAUUGAUUCUGCUGGCUGCAGCGCACGAAUCAACGGCCGCGUUAAUAGCAAUGACCAUAUGGCGACUCACACAGUCUCCCGAGCUGCAAGAUCAGCUCCGCAACGAACUCAAGCAUUUUGGUAUGCAAGCCGGCAUCGCUGACAUGAGCGAGUCUGCCUACGAGCAGAUGACAUUGAUCAACGCCAUCCUCAACGAGAUGAUGAGACUAGAGCCCCCUCUACCCAUCACGCUCCGCAAAGCCGUCCGGAACACAACCGUUGCUGGCCACGUCGUGAAGGCAGGCACUUAUGUCGUCAUCUCGCCGUAUGCCAUGGGUCGCUCGGUCGACAUUUGGGGAUCUUCAGCGCUGCAAUUCAACCCUCACAGAUGGAUUGAUCCUCCGACGGAGGAGAAGCCAGGACCGUCGCCAUAUGGCACACUCAACGAGCAUGGUGGCGCAUCCAACCACUACGGUAUGCUGACCUUCUUGAAAGGUCCCAAGGGCUGCACUGGCGAGCGAUUUGCCAAGGCUGAGCUAAGACGUAUCAUUGCCGCACUUGUCGCAAACUUCGAGUGGACGAUUGAGCAAGAUCAUGUCCCCGAACAGGUCGGCAUCGUGGUCGUCAAGCCUGAAAAUGGCAUCCAAGUCAGGUGCCGGCCGCUACCUCGUGCGAAUGGGCUUGAUCAGGGCGCCAGCUUGGAGGAGAAGUCCAGCUUGAUCUAG